This is a messenger RNA of Nelumbo nucifera (sacred lotus), 1029 nucleotides long. RefSeq lists its product as uncharacterized. The record is from RefSeq and is a predicted model, not a curated record. NCBI's taxonomy places the organism in Eukaryota, Viridiplantae, Streptophyta, Magnoliopsida, Proteales, Nelumbonaceae.
AUGGAUCGUCCGAUCACCCUCGACGAACUAAGGUGUUUUCACGCUCUCGACAGGGAACUUUAUUCUCGAAUGGUGUUCAGUAUGCGGAGAGACAUUACUCAGUCAAUGCAAGUCAUAGCCUUAUGGUUGUGGCUUGAAGACGUGGGCUACCCAAAUAUCAUCCAUAAGAUGUUAUCGCUACCUGACGCAGUGGUGAAUGCGGUGGCGGACGAAGCAGUUCAGUGUCUGAAUUGCAUCGAUGCUAACGUUGCUCCACCACCACCCGCUCAGUCGUCAGCCUGCAGCACUGAUAUGCCGCUCACCCUCGGCCUCAUGAAUCAAGAUAUAUCCCUUCAGUUUUUUCAUGAUAACAGGCUCACUGCGAUCCGUGGGAUCGCCAAGGCUCUGAAUGACGUUUGCGUUAGAGCGUUUGACGAUGUAGUCCAGGCGGCUUUAGCCAAUGCCGCACAGUUAACUGCUGCACCCGUCCACGGCGCAAGGCCGCCGCCUGUAGGUGAAGGUGUUAAUGUUGGUGCAACGAUGAUGACGCCUCUGCCUGGAGCUGAGUUGCCUGCAGUGAAUUCGCUUCAUCCAUUGAUCCGUUCCUUUGCCGGUAGAAUUGGUGAUCCGCGGUUGGUCGCAGUUGGGGAAGCCGAUAAUGUAGUGCAGCUUUCCUCUGCUGUUUACCCUCAUCAGCCUCUCGUUCGACUGGAUGAAGAACCAUCCAACUUGAACCCGAACGCUCAAUCCUGGAACUCCACAUCCACAGAAGAAGUUCCACCGGAUGACCGGACAAUGUUCAUCACGUUCUCCAAAGGCUACCCGUUGUCAGAACGGGAAGUGAUAGAUUUUUUCAAGAGUAACUAUGGAGAUUGCAUUGAGGCCAUCCGAAUGCAAGAGGUUCCGCCCAGCAUGCAACCACUAUUUGCCCGUUUGGUUUUCCGUUCUGCUUCGACCAUAGCAAUGAUACUUGAUGGCAAGGACAAGGUUAAAUUUGUGAUCAAUGGAAAGCACGUAUGGGCAAGGAUCUUCGUGCCGAAAAGGAAUUGA